GUGAACUGUGAAUCGAUUAUCCAUUAGGAAGACAACCUUUACUGACUUGUCAAGGAGAGAAGAGGAGGGGUGGUCUGAACUGUAGCGACAGGCUAAAGCUUUCAUCAUUUAUUAUUCAUCGGAUGAACUCAGACCAAGGUAAGGUAAGGUCCUCGUGAUGACCCUACAGUGACCCUCAGCUGAUCAUCAAGGGGCCACACCUCUCGCCGUGCUCCCCGCACACAUCUCAGCUGCAUCAUGGGGGACAUAGUCCAGAUGCACUUCGGCACGGUGGAUUAUGUGAUUUUCGCUUCGCUGCUGGUGGCCUCCACAGGAAUCGGGCUUUAUUACGCCUUCUCAGGGGGUCGCCAGAGGACCACGCAAGAGUUCCUGCUAGCUGAUCGCAGCAUGAGCUGCCUGCCGGUGUCACUGUCGCUGCUGGCCACUUUUCAGUCUGCGGUGGCCAUCCUGGGUGCCCCGUCUGAGAUUUACACGCAUGGCACGCAGUACUGGUUCCUGGGCUGCUCGUACUUCCUGGGUCUGCUUAUCCCAGCACACAUCUUCAUACCAGUGUUCUAUAGACUCCGCCUCAGUAGUGCCUAUGAGUAUCUGGAGCUUCGUUUUAGUAAAAGUGUUCGGAUAUGUGGCACCGUGACCUUCAUCUUUCAGAUGGUGAUCUACAUGGGAGUUGUUCUGUAUGCUCCAGCGCUUGCACUCAAUGCCGUCACUGGUUUUGAUCUUUGGGGGGCAGUGCUGGCGAUGGGAUUGGUGUGCACGCUUUAUACAACACUAGGUGGUUUGAAAGCAGUCAUCUGGACAGAUGUGUUUCAGACGAUCGUGAUGUUUGCAGGGCAGCUGGCAGUGAUCGUGGUGGGCACUCAACAGGCAGGUGGCAUCGCUGAAGUGUGGAGAAAAGCACAAAAUGGCAGUCGCAUCUCAGGGCUGAACCUCAAUCCUGACCCUUUAGAGAGACACACAUUCUGGACUCUAGGAGUAGGGGGCGUUUUCCUCAUGCUGGCCCUGUAUGGAGUGAAUCAGGCCCAGGUCCAGAGAUACCUCAGCUCCCGCACAGAGAAAGAGGCCAUCAUGUCCUGCUAUGUUGUGUUUCCAUGCCAACAGAUCGUGCUCACGUUGGGCUGUUUAAUGGGUCUGGUUAUGUACGCGCGCUAUGGGGAGGAGAGCCCUCUGGAUCAAGGCUACGUCACAACUAAUGACCAGAUGGUGCUGUACUUUGUGAUGGAUGUGCUGAGAGAUCUUCCUGGUUUGCCAGGACUGUUUGUCGCCUGCCUGUUCAGUGGAGCUCUCAGCACAAUCUCAUCUGCCUUCAACUCACUGGCAACGGUUACCAUGGAGGACCUGAUCAAACCUCACGUUCCAGCCAUGACUGAGGCCCGUGCCACCAUGUUAUCAAAAAUUUUGGCUCUUGGCUAUGGGCUUGUGUGUCUUGCUAUGGCGUACAUCGCUUCUUUAAUGGGCUCUGUGCUGCAGGCAGCACUCAGUAUAUUUGGGAUGGUGGGGGGACCUCUUCUCGGGGUUUUCUGUCUUGGGAUGUUUUUUCCAUGUGCCAAUUCAACCGGUGCUCUGGUUGGGCUGGCCACCGGGCUGGUCAUGGCUUUCUGGAUCGGCAUUGGAAGCUUCCUUUCACGAAUGUCCACAUCUGUAGCGCCUGUGAUAAAUGGUACUGUCAUUCCUGACAUGGGAAACAUUACAACUGCUGUUAUGACGACACUCAUCACAGCUAAACCUAGGCCCUCUGGUGUUCAAGCUCUGUACUCAUUAUCAUACAUGUGGUACAGUGCUCAUAAUUCUGCCACUGUUGUGGUGGUGGGACUAUUGGUCAGCUUUCUCACAGGUCCCUGGAAGGAGAAACAGUUAAACCCAGGCACAAUUUACCCUGUAUUGGGCAAUCUGCUGUUCUUUCUGCCCCAGCGCUACAAAGAGAAGCUCUGCUGUGUUACGCCACUGGAGAACAAGUCUAAAGGCCUGGACCAACAGCCUUACCAGAUGGCACAGAAAGAGAACAAUGGUGUUGCCCAUACUAAAGACGAAGACAAGCUCAGGGAGGAGGAGGAGGACAAACAGGCUUCCAUACAACCUACAUGCAACAUUGUCCAUACAGUGCAGGAAACGGCCUUGUAACAACAUCACAUCAAAGUACAAAAGAGCCAUUGGGGAAAUAGAAUUACGGUAUGCGUUGUGAGGUCAUUAAAAGGCCCCUCUGCAAUAUUGGUACACUGUGCCCCAAACUGCCAACAAUAGCGGUGAUUAGAUGUUUUUAUGGUACUUUAUGGUGUCACUAGUCUGUGUCAUAGGUUAAACUGAUCUUUUGAAACUAGUUUACAUGGCCUUAAUUUAAUCUCACGAUAAUGAUAAACGCACAUGCACAAAUCAAAACAAGCACUCCGGAAGUGGUGUUUGGGAUGGUAACUGCAAGACAGACCACGGUUUGCACAAUUCCUCAAACUUUGACAGACGGCUGUCGCUUAAUGUUAGUGCCAUUUCGCCAUGUUUGGGGUCUUUCUAUCCCCAAAAUUUGUUUUUUUUUUCCUAUAGUUGGUAACCGCUAGCCAUUAGAUUGAAAUAAUGCACUGCGUUUUAAAAACUGGAUAGCUGUCCACAUCUCAGAAAGUGUUUUAUUUAAGAUCAAAUAUGAAUUGAAUUGAAUUAGAAAACAGUCUUGUAAAUGUAAUUUAUGGUGUAGAAUGUUCAAUGGAAGUUAUAAUAUCGUUUUUAUAUUUGAUACAGGCCUUAGAUAUACAGCAGAUCUAAAGAUGCUUGUUCUAGUAUCAAGAAUAGAAUUGAGACUUCUUCAAAAGCUACUGAGCGUAACAAUCUGUAUGAAACGUUUUAGUUGUGUUUUUUUGCCUACGAAUUGAUUCGGUUGCACUGGUUUCUUGUCAUUUUGUUUGAUUUGUUCCGUUUCUUGAUGUUAGAGAAAUUAUUUGCUCUCUAGUCAAAAUUCAGACCUCAGUCUAUGCCAUACCAUUUGUAGACGCUAUAGACAUUUGUGGGAUUGUGCCUGCGAAUGAAAUGAAAGCUUUUUCUGAUCAUCUCAAUCCCUUAGGCACAGAUAGUAUUUUAAUUUGUUUGGCUUAACAAUAUGCCUUGUUUGUUGUCCUGCAUUCUCUUCUUGUCAGUGCUUCAUGUUCGUCCGGUGACAUUUUAGUUUUGCAUUUUUCUGCAUUGAAAUUCAGUGAUGUGAUAUUAACAAUACUGUUCAUCAUGUGGGGAAUGGGAAGAGGCCGUUCACACAGCCAACGGGUUUACAUACACCUCCUCAAUUUUGGUCAUUGUUACAUGAGCUAGAUAGGGGUGAAGCAUGAGAGCAGCGAAAUAUAAAUAUUGAUGACUCAUGUUGCACUAUACAGAUUUUUGUCCAAUCACAAGCAUUCUAGAAUAGAGAUGUCCCUCCCCUUAAUAACAGCUGCAACUGAAUAGCAAAUAGCACAUAUGGUGUGAUGUCAGUCGAAGUCUAUUGGCUAUUCUUUUCCACACUAUUUGACAAGGCUUUGCAAUAAUGAUGAAAAAUGCGAUAUAUGAUGGUUAGCUUAAUAAUGCGAUACGAUAAAACUUCUGACAAUAAAAAGCCUGUAAAUUCAAUUUAACCUAUAUAAAAAAAUUUAAGCGGAAAAUAAUACAACCAACAUAAACGUUUCACAUUAUUUCUAAUUAUUGAUCAUCUUCCACACACCAGGCACAGUCACUCUGCUUCAACUUGAAACAUUGUUAAACUUGUUCUUUUAAUUUAGUUAAUGCAAACUAUUGCAAUAUGCACAUUUGAGAUCAUUUCGAUAUGUUGUGCGGUCCUACUCUUUGGUAUGGAAACGUCGCCUUUCAAUAGGAUACAUUUCAACACAAGGCAGAGAACUAACACAACAACUGUUUUUGAAAUCAAGAACAUAUCCGGUGUGAGCGGCCCCAGUCAUUUGAAGCACACUCUACAUUUCAUGUGUUUUAUGUCUUUCGAUGUACAGUAUAUUGUCUGGGAUGAAAUUACUAUGAGAGCAAUUUUGAGACUAUCAGCAUUAGAUGAAAACUGGACAUUUGUUGGCCUAGUAGGUCUGAAAGACAAAAAAGCCUUUUUAACGUAUAUUAAAUUCUCAUUUACAGUCAUUCUGUAGUUUCUUAAACAAGACGACACUAAUUCCUAGUCAUACCAAUUUGGUUUAUUGAUGCAAGUCUUGCAAUAGAUUUCUUUAAUGAAAAUGCAAGAAAUAACACUUUCAGCUUUGAUUUUGGUUACUUGACCAUUCCAGUCACCAAGGGUCCAACACAAUGACUCUGUUAUUGUCAAAUGUGAUCAUUUCUCAUUAGCUCUGUUCUCAUGGAUAUGUAGUAUUGUUUUACCAUCAUUACUGUCAUGUGUCUUAUGCAGAUUGUAUGUCAUACCAGAAAUGACUUGAAUUAUGCGUGCCAGUCAUUCAAACACAGUAAUGCGCAGUAUUGCACAUUUAUAUGUCACACCAAGAAAUUAUACAAAAUGUGAGGUUCUACAGGUCUUUAAAACCAGGAUUAAGAACCACUGCCAUGAUAGAGCACAUAGGGUUACAGCCUAAAUAUUUAAUCUGUGUAGUGUGUUUAAUUUCUCUCUGGAGAGUUUUGUCCCCUGCGGGUGACGAAAGAAGGAACUCUAUUGCCACAUUGUAAACCUACGUAAAAACUGACAAAAGUGCUGUGGCACAAAAGACCUAAGCAGGGUGAAACCGUUAUCAAUGGGCUAUAUGCAUGCGUGACUUCUGUGCUUCACAGGAAGAACCCUAGGCAGUUUC
Molecule: messenger RNA, 4748 nt
Organism: Triplophysa rosa
Lineage: Eukaryota; Metazoa; Chordata; Actinopteri; Cypriniformes; Nemacheilidae
Gene: slc5a6a
Product: solute carrier family 5 member 6a
Exons: 16
Coding region: 238-2118 (626 amino acids)
Biological process (GO): pantothenate transmembrane transport; biotin transport; sodium ion transport
Cellular component (GO): membrane
Molecular function (GO): sodium-dependent multivitamin transmembrane transporter activity
Source: RefSeq, a predicted model, not a curated record